AUGGCCCACCUUUCGACCUUUGACUGGAUGGUACUCUCGGGCCGUGGAGCAGACCCGUCACUGCCCACCACGGCAAACCACCCGGUUUCCCUUAGUGUGGCGCCGGUGGUCAUCGACGCCAUGCAGCACGCCGACACGGGAGGUGAACUUGUGACCGAGCUCAUGUAUGGUGGUUUCAUCGAGCACCUGGGCCGCUGCAUCUACGGCGGUAUUGUGGAUGACCCAAAGGCACCCUCGCCCUCCAGGCUUCUUGAGCAGCAGCCAAACCAUGCUCCGGCCUGGCGUGCCGAUAUCCGCCGCGUGAUUGCUCGUGAUGGCGAGCUGGAGAUUCCCAUCAUGAGGUGGCCUGGUGGCAGCUAUGCUUGUGACUACCACUGGCAGAACGGUAUCGGUCCCGCCGAAGAACGGAAGGCUGCUUGGGACCCCGCCUGGGGCAGAUCGGAAAGCAACCGGUUUGGCACAGACGAGUUUAUCGCCAUGUGCCGUGCCUACGGGUGGGAGCCCUUUCUCUGUCUCAACAUGGGUACUGGUACCUUUGAAGAAGCUCUUGCAUGGCUUGAGUACUGCAACGGGACUGAGAACACGUACUGGGCCAACCUCCGCCGCAAGAACACGGGCCGCGAUGAGCCACACAAUGUCAAGUAUUGGGGCCUUGGUAACGAGACUUUUGGUCCCUGGACUAUUGGACAGCUCACGGCCACCGAGUAUGCGCAAAUGGCAAAGCGGUGGGCUCUAUCUAUGAAGAUGUACGAUCCGACCAUCAAGCUUUCGUCGUGUGGCGAAAACGGAUGGUCCGAUUGGGACCGCGCGGUUCUGCAAGUCCUGAUUCCUCAUGUCGACUUCCACACCAUUCACUUUUACACGGCCAUGCACGGCGGCAAGCCCUCUGGGUAUGAGUAUGAGAAGAAUGUUUUUGGAGCGGCGGCCCCCGAGCGCGGCAUCCAGGUCUGCAAGUCGCUCAUCGAUCUUUACAACAUCGACAACACUUGGCGCCAAAUUCCUGCCAACAGUGUCAAAAUCUCCUACGACGAGUGGGGAGUGUGGGACAACCGGAAGGCCAACGCCAAGAAUGGUCUUCAGCAGACCUAUGACCUCACAGAUGCGCUCGGUCUCGCGGGUUGGUUGCAUGCGUUUCUCCGCAACCACACCUCCAUUGGUAUCGCUUGCUACGCGCAGACUGUCAAUGUUCUAUCGCCAAUCAUUACCCGUCCCGACGGCAUUCUCUUCCAACCCAACUACUACCCUCUCAAGUUUUUCGCCAAAUACAUGAAGAACGGCCACACACUGCAGGUACCUUCUCUUCCUGACCGCUAUGAUGGCCCCACAUACCCGGAUUUCAUUCAGCAACUCGGUCUUCGCCCUCGAUACGUCGAUAUUGUCAGCAUGGUCAUCCAAAAGGAGGGGCGUGUUAGUGUUCGGCUGUCUGUCAUAAACCGUCACCCAUCUGCAGAUUGGGAAGCACCUCUCGUGUUGGCCGGGCUCAAGUUGGAAAGCGUUGUCGUGCACGAGUUGUAUCACGACGACAUUUCUGCCAUUAAUACCUUUGAAGACCCCAACAAUGUAGCUCCCGUGGCCACGACGUUUAGUGCGGCUGAGUGGGAGAAACAUAGGAGCGUGGUGCGCAAGCACUCGUGGCAAUUCAUCGUUGCGGAGGGUACUGCCGAAUAG
This is a messenger RNA of Apiotrichum porosum, 1668 nucleotides long. RefSeq lists its product as uncharacterized. The transcript has 6 exons. Gene Ontology annotation, biological process: polysaccharide catabolic process; L-arabinose metabolic process. Gene Ontology annotation, molecular function: alpha-L-arabinofuranosidase activity. The coding region runs from base 1 to 1668 and encodes 555 amino acids. Lineage: Eukaryota; Fungi; Basidiomycota; Tremellomycetes; Trichosporonales; Trichosporonaceae. The record is from RefSeq and is a predicted model, not a curated record.